CUAGUCAGUGAACGGAGAACCGAGAGCACUAAUCGCUUGAGGUAGCGGAGUGCAUCAAGUGGAUAAACUCUGUCUAAUUUUCAGCUAAUUCCCCUUCAGUGCUGUUCGGACACGGACCAUACACCAUCCCCAAGCGGAUUUUUUUGUUGUCUGUGGGUGACCCGAACUGUUGGACGAAUUAAAAAAAAGAUUAUAAUUUGGCAUCAUAUCUAAGCCGAAACGAAAGUAUUGAAAGUGGUAUCCGAGGUUAGCCAGUUGGCUAACUGGGAAGGUUGCCUAGCUAGCUACUGCUGAGAAAAUACGAAGCAGAGGGAGACCCCAGCGGCAAAAAGGGCCAUCGACGUGAGUUGUAUCCUGAAGAGGAGCGCUCCGUUUUUCUGGACACAUCAAGAGGAGCCGGAGUCCAUUUUGCUGUGUUCUACUCUGAUAAUUUCGGAGCCUCCACUGACAGCCCUAACAGAGAGGGGCCAGGCCGGGAGAGGAGAGGAGAGCAACCCCCAGUGUGGCCUGACCAAGAGACUCAAUGCCAAGCCCUUCUCCUCCUCAGACAGCCUAGUGAAGGUCCAGGAGGUAGCAAGCUGGCUUUUGGAAAUGAACCAGGAUCUGCUGUCGGGGGGCAGCAGGCGGGGCCUGGGGGGCCGGCGAGGGGGCCCGGGGGCCCAGCGAGGUAACGCCUCCUCCUCGGCCCGGACGCCCCAGGGCCAGCAGCCUGGAGAGGAGGCCGACGAGGAGGAGCACAUGAACCGGGUGGUGGAGGACCAAGAACACCAGCAGUCCAGAGUCCAGCCUGCGGCCUCGGCGGGGGGGGAAGGAGUGGAAGAACCGUGGACCUCCAGGCAGAAUGGACCCCAGGGAGACGGGGAGGAGGAGGAUGGAGGAGGAGUACCCAACGAGGUGAACGGAGGAGUGACUAAGGGCGGCAUGUGGAUGUGGGAGGCGGAGCGACGGCAACAGGGGGGGGAUGACGAGGAGGAGGAGGAGGAAGAGGAGAACAACAACAGUGGCAGCCAGCAGGGAGAGGAGGAGGAGGAAAGGACAGAGGGAGGAGCGAGAACGGGGAGGGAGGAGGAGGACGAGGAGGAGAUGGACCAGGACAGUGAUGACUUUGAGCAUUCGGAGGAGAGUGGGAGGGAGGAGGAGGAAGAGGAGGAGGAGGAUGGCCUCCACUCACCCUCCAUCAGGAGUGAUGCGUCUGUCCCCAACAACAACCUGGACCAGUCCUCGGGAUGCCAACACCAAAGCUCACCCAUCAAGAAGAAGAUGAAGAGAAAGUUGGACCAUGGCCCAGAGGUCCGAUCUUUCCCUUCAGGAAAAAAGCCCUGCAAAGGCUCCGAGUAUCCAAGUGCUACAGGGCUGGUCCCCUACCCAGCCACCCCCACCACGUUUGGGCACAUCAGGACAGCUAACGGUCAGGGGCAGCAGAGGCGGCGUAUCACCUCCAUCCCUUCUCCCACAGGUCUCCAGGAAUGGCUCCGGACAUUUCAGAGCUGGAGUGGCCCAGAGAAGCUGAUGGCGCUGGAUGAGUUGAUCGACAGCUGUGAGCCCACGCAUGUCAAACACAUGAUGCAGGUCAUUGAGCCGCAGUUCCAACGUGACUUCAUCUCCCUGCUGCCCAAAGAGUUGGCCCUGUACGUGCUGUCGUUCCUUGAGCCCAAGGACCUGCUGCAGGCUGCUCAGACCUGUCGUUACUGGAGGAUCCUGGCUGAGGACAACCUCCUCUGGAGGGAGAAGUGCCGGGAGGAGGCAGGCAUUGAUGAGCCUCUAGCCUUCAAGAAGAGGAAAGUCACCAAGCCGGGCUUCACCCACAGCCCCUGGAAGUGUGCGUACAUCAGGCAGCAUAGGAUAGACACCAACUGGAGGAGAGGAGACCUCCGUUCACCCAAGGUGCUUAAGGGUCAUGAUGACCAUGUCAUCACCUGCCUCCAGUUCUGUGGUAACCGCAUCGUCAGCGGCUCUGACGACAACUCGCUCAAGGUCUGGUCGGCUGUCACAGGAAAGUGUCUGAGGACGUUGGUGGGCCACACGGGGGGCGUGUGGUCGUCCCAGAUGAGGGACAACAUCAUCAUCAGCGGCUCCACCGACCGGACGCUCAAGGUCUGGAACGCGGAGACGGGCGACUGUAUCCACACCCUGUACGGGCAUACCUCAACGGUGCGCUGUAUGCACCUGCACGAGAAAACGGUGGUGAGUGGUUCUCGCGAUGCCACGCUGCGCGUGUGGAACGUGGAGACGGGCCAGUGUUUACACGUCCUCAUGGGCCACGUGGCGGCGGUGCGCUGCGUCCAGUACGACGGCCGCCGGGUGGUCAGCGGGGCCUACGACUUCAUGGUCAAGGUCUGGGACCCCGAGACUGAGACCUGCCUCCACACGCUGCAGGGCCACACCAACAGAGUCUACUCACUACAGUUUGAUGGGAUCCACGUGGUGAGUGGUAGCCUGGACACGUCUAUCCGGGUGUGGGAUGUGGAGACGGGUAACUGCAUCCACACUCUGACGGGUCACCAGUCCCUCACCAGCGGCAUGGAGCUCAAAGACAACAUCCUGGUAUCGGGCAACGCCGACUCCACCGUCAAGAUCUGGGACAUCAAGACGGGACAGUGCCUGCAGACGUUGCAAGGUCCCCACAAGCACCAGAGCGCCGUGACGUGCCUGCAGUUCAACAAGAACUUUGUCAUCACCAGCUCGGACGACGGCACGGUGAAGCUGUGGGACCUGAAGACGGGCGAGUUCAUCCGUAACCUGGUGACGCUGGAGAGCGGCGGCAGCGGCGGGGUGGUGUGGCGUAUCCGCGCCUCCAACACCAAGCUGGUGUGUGCCGUGGGAAGCCGCAACGGCACCGAGGAGACAAAACUACUGGUGCUAGACUUUGACGUGGACAUGAAGUGAUAGGAGAGGAGGGGAAAUGGUCGAGACGGGGACAAGUGAGGAGAGGGGGAGGAGGGUUAAAGGGAGACGAGGAUGAAAUGGCUCAACAUCGAGGGUGAACGUGCCCUGAACUCUUCACUCCCACACUCAGAAACAGCCCCACCCUACCCUCAACGCUACCACCGCCCCCUCCUUACCUCUCCCCUCCCCCCGUCGGUGGCCAUUUCUGACAAAGCCACAGUCGCCAAACUCACAGGCUGGCACCCGCGCUUGUUACCCCUCCCACCUUAAGGGGGUGGAGUCCGAAUCAGAAGGGGUGGGGUGGAAAUGGGUGUGGCUUGAAACAGGGGUGUGGCUCGCCCGCACCUCUGCGGUAGGCUGGGAGGAAGAGGAAGAAGAGGGGGAGGAACGGACUCAUCCAAUAAAGGAGGAAGAGAAGAAAGACAGGAACUCUUGAAGAAAUAACUCUGCGGCUUUAGAGGCAGCUUCUUCGCAAAACAGAGACUUGUUCACACAAGCCUGACGCAAGCAUUUGUUCAGAUGUAUAAAGAUAUAUCAUUUUUUAUCCCCCACAUAAAGCGCCAACCGACUAUUUAAUAGAAGAACAACACUGUAUACAGUACACAAGGCAAAGACACAGGGAAACAUCAAAUUCUCAUCUGAGGAAAUUAAGUGAAUUGGAAGAAGGUUUUUCUUAGAGCACACAGACACACAAUAUUAGUUAAGUAAGGAGGUUCUUGUCGUCGGGGAGAGAAUGAGAAACGACAUGCCAAGAAUCUGAUUGGUCCCCAAACCAGGUAUGAGCCUAUAACAUCAGGCCCUAUAUCCUGUUCUCUGUUUGUUCCAGUCUUAUAUUGUUCUUUUAGUUCCAGGGUUUGAUUUCUUCAAAAAACACACAGGAGCACACAUACAACUGUGAAUUUGCGUUCCUUUUGUAGCUAUGUUCUUUCAAUCAGUUCAAAGACAAGGAUUUUUGUUUGUUUUUUGGUUGCCUGUUGUUGCCAACAGCAACAAGUCCCAGUAUUAACCUGUUCCACUCACUUCUUUGCUUUUGUUAACUCACCACGUUUUAUUUCUGUUUGGGUUGUUCUUUACAUUCUUCUUUUCUUCUUCAUAGCUGAAGUCUGGAGACGUUAAGUCUCCAGAUUUAGACACGAUGCUGUCCUGUGUUUUUCAACGAGUCUGGCUGGGUUGGUUCCUCAAUGCUGGUUCUUACGUGGGAGGAGGGGAGGUUGGGGUUCUCUUCUCAGAGCGCUUCGUGUGGAAUAGCGUCCUCCCUCCCUCCCAGUACUGUUUUCCCAGUGGGUAAACUGUAUUUAUGCUGCUAGAUAAAACUGAAAUAAAGAUGGAACUUUUACUCGCUGUGACGUUUUAGUCCCAGACUAAAUUCCAAAAUGGACUCUUCUAAUGUUUUAAACAGACGACACACAAAAGAGAGAGAGAGAGAGAGAGAGGGAAACAUGACAAUAACAACCGUGGUUUUGUUGUUUUGUUUCUGCCACUGAACCUUGAGCCAAACAUGCCUCAGCGAGGCUGAGAGGAGAGAGUGUUGGACAAAGACAGGUUUGCCUGCGUAGAGGAAACGAUAGGGUGUAAUGUGUGUGUGUGUGUGUGUGUGUGUGUGUGCGCGUGUAUGUUUUUGGGCAAAUUGUUAACACAUUCCUUGGGACAAAGCGCUUUCAGCCUGUUCUGUGGGGAACUGUCUAGAUGCUGUGUGGACUGGCAAAGAGAAAAAAGAAAAUAGCAGAUUUCUUUUAUUUUUUAUGAGUGAAUGAAAGAAAGAACUGUCCAUCCAUAUGUGAUUUGUUUCCAUUCAAAUGUUUGAAGCAACAUUGAUGAAUGGGUGCAAACUGACAACUACAGUAGAAGGCAGGACAGUCUUAGUGUUAUAAAUAUGACAUAUUACACGUUACAGUCAAACUGUUAAGCGCUAGCUAGCUCGCAUAGCAGUUAGCAGUCUAAUGGUUUGUGAAUGGAAAAAGUACCUACAGGCAACCUGGCUUCAAGUGAACAGAACAGAACAUUGUAGCCAAAACGAUUAGUUAAACUCAAUCUCCCAAGAAAGGAGUCACACACAACUCAAGCAGAACUGUGAAAGUGGUUUAACACUGUAUAUAAAAACCAAUCUUGUUCUUUCUCCUCUCUCGUUUUAUUCUUGAAUCUGUUUUAAUUUAUGAUCUGGUUUGAGAAAUCAGAUGCCGCAGGUGUUUUUAUUUUUUCAGUUCAUUCAUGUAACUGCCUGGCUAAAAGAAAACGGACAGAGAAAAAAAACCUGAAAGGGAUUGUGUAUUUGUUUGAUUCAACUUAGAAUUUUUAUUUUCUUAUAACUUAAGUGCAAUAAAAUGUGUUUUUUUUCCCCCGUUUUUUUUCUUUCAUUUCAAGCAUUUCAGUUGUCUGUUUUUCACUGUGUUAUGUGUUCAAUAAAACCUCUUCGGUUUAUUACAUUA
Messenger RNA from Oncorhynchus kisutch (coho salmon), 5312 nucleotides. RefSeq names its product F-box/WD repeat-containing protein 7. The coding region runs from base 592 to 2886 and encodes 764 amino acids. Gene Ontology annotation, cellular component: nucleus; cytoplasm. Lineage: Eukaryota; Metazoa; Chordata; Actinopteri; Salmoniformes; Salmonidae. The record is from RefSeq and is a predicted model, not a curated record. Gene Ontology annotation, biological process: proteasome-mediated ubiquitin-dependent protein catabolic process; ubiquitin recycling. The transcript has 13 exons. Gene Ontology annotation, molecular function: ubiquitin binding.